Messenger RNA from Talaromyces proteolyticus, 1950 nucleotides. RefSeq lists its product as uncharacterized. The transcript has a single exon. Lineage: Eukaryota; Fungi; Ascomycota; Eurotiomycetes; Eurotiales; Trichocomaceae. The coding region runs from base 1 to 1950 and encodes 649 amino acids. The record is from RefSeq and is a predicted model, not a curated record.
AUGGCAUCUCAGUCGCCAGACAAGGCACGAGUAAGGGGCUUGCCUCCGCCCUACAGCGAGACUGUGCAGUUCCAGAUCCGCCGCAAACCAAUUAAAAACCGUGGGAAUAAUCCUCAUGGCGGCACUGUAGACGAUCCCGUCACAACGACAAAGGCACAGGAUGAAGCACUAGAACAGCAGAUACUUGAGGUCCAGGCUCUAGAGAAAGAUCGACCGCGACCCGUUAAUGUAUCAUUGCAAACGGCGUCGCUUCCUAGAGCUCAUGCUGAUUAUGGUCUGGUAGCCAGUCCUGAUGCCCUCAGCAGCUCUUCGACCUCAACGAAGCUUAAUUCAGCUUCUCCUACGCCGGAGGAAACUAGCCCGGUGCAAUCAUCCAACUGGAAGAAGACAACAGCAGAUCACGCUCAAAAGGCUCUGGAGGAGGCAAAGCAUUUUGUCGGAGGAUUGGUCGCGCAUCCAAGUGUCAGCACCAAGCACUAUAGCAUAUUACGCCACUCUCAUGGCAUUGUAUUCUAUCAGGGAAGCAACACCUUUCUAGCCAUUUCUAUUUUUGCCGAUGAGCCACUGCCGCUAGACCGAACAAUUUGGAUGCAAUGCAAAGGAUGGACUGGAAAGACCGGAAUGCGUGCCAAAGCCCUCUUUGGGUUGAACGAUAGUUGGCUUAAUGUCACACCUGGAAUGGCAAUCCAGUCCGAUCAGGUAACCGCAAGUGAUGAACGAGCCUGGCAGAGAGAUAUCAAGCGAUUUAAGAAGAAAGCAACAAGCUCUUCUCAAUCGCGUCAUAUACUACGCGAAACAGCCAUUAUUCGCAUCCCUGUUGAGGCUACCGAUGCCUAUUAUCAGUUUGUAUUAUGUCAGGGUGACAAUAAAAGGAAGCCUCUAUGUACUAGUCCCGUCUUUCGGGUGGUUUCGACCUCAUCAGACCCGUCGUCAUUACGUGGUGCCAGUUUGAGCACUUUACCGUUGGAGCUGGGGGCCUGGGCUGGAAGUUUGUAUCUUCGCAACACAGCGGCAAAGGUAGUCACCCCUGUGACGUCUCAAAUACAGACCGCAACUCAAGGUAUUAUGCCGUCUUCCAAAACCCAAGCAGCUGCGCAAACCGCAUACUCGGUCAGUGGCUUUGAAGAUCGGGUGAAUUCCAACAUCGAGGACGCCAACACUAGCUACAUUCAGACAGAAGGCUUAGCAUACACGCGACUUGGAGGUGUGGAAAUUGAUAUUGAGUCGGGACCUGUCUCACCCUAUCCAAUUAACUUUGUGGCCCGAAUUGAUGUUUCAGGUGGACCUCCGAAUGUUGAUACUACCGGACUGCAUAGGAUCCCGCUUGUAGGAGUGCCGUCCCAUAUCCUACAGAGACUUCACGGCCAUUAUUUCGGCUGGGCCAAAUUAUCCUCCGCGGGGCAAAAUGGGUACGCGAUAGGUGAUAUGAAUAGCGAUGCUUUCACAUGGCAACGAUGUAUCAUUUUCGCAUCCAGCAUCGUUCUACAAGAAAAAGUAGCAAAUGUACGAUCUCAGAAAUCGCUCCGUGUCAAUGCUUCAGUUCGGUUCAUCGAUGAGAUUGAUAUUCCACCCACAGCAGAACUUCGAAUCCGCAUCAUGGGCUUUAUCCGCCCUGCAGACUCAAUCUCAAGCCAUGACACUCAUCAGACUGGGUUGGAAGAACUCCUAGUCCUCGAAGCUUGUGAUAUCGAACUCACCCACAGUACCCUGGAUCAUCCCGCUUGGGGCCCCGAAACACCGUCUUCUAUAGCAAGUCAGAGGUCUGGUGACUUGCUCGAUACCUCUUCUCGCAGUUUCCUUGAUAAGACCAAGGAUGGUUACGCAAAUGCGCGACUGGCAGGGCAACGCGCUGUUGGACAAAUUCCCUUUCAUCGAAUUGGAAUCAGGGUACAAACAGACAUUUUCAGGGACAGGAAUAUUACUGUAAAUGGUUUCUUUAUUCCGCGUUAA